Messenger RNA from Baudoinia panamericana UAMH 10762, 1165 nucleotides. RefSeq lists its product as uncharacterized. The record is from RefSeq and is a predicted model, not a curated record. The transcript has 2 exons. Bases 364 to 759 code for a protein of 131 amino acids. NCBI's taxonomy places the organism in Eukaryota, Fungi, Ascomycota, Dothideomycetes, Mycosphaerellales, Teratosphaeriaceae.
GAGCGAAGCAACCACGAUUCACCAGCCAGCAAUUUCUUCUCUUCCAUCACAUAGCACCUGCACUUCCAUCACAGCAUCGUCCUCCUCGUGACACCUAAGCCACACACCUGAGUUCUACGAAGCAGCAAACACUCACUUGCACGACGCUCGUUUGUGGAAACACUUGGCCGACAGCAGGAGAGCGCAUUUAUCAGCAUCCGAACGACCGCACACCGUUAGAUUUCCGCACACCCGGUUGUAACCUUACACGCAAUCCUCAACGCUACGACGUCACACACUCAGCUGCGGAGGCUGCACCAGAUACAACCAUCUGCGAUACUUCCACACACCUUGCCGACUAGCACCGCCCUUGCCACCAGCAAAAUGUUCCCCGGAGACUCCAUGCCGGCGAUCUACUUCGAGGAGCGCAGCGCCGACCAGAAGCUCAAGUUCGAAAGGCAACAACAAGAGGCCAUGCAGAAGGCACAACGGCACCUGCAGGCUCCGCAACCACAAAAGCCGGCGCCGCAGAACCUCACCCAAGCUAUUCUUCAACGCCCGCCGCUCUCGCGCCCCGUCUCCACUGGUGUCUUCGGCAACAUCUUCCAAGGUUUCGUCAAAGUCGCGUCCCCGAUCUCAUCGCCCGCGCACUCACCCUGCGCCACUCCAAUGCCGGGUCAGGCUAAGGAGUUGCAGGCCGUCAACAUUAGCAAGGAGAUGGAGAAGUUGAUUGCGGAGCAGAAGCGUGAUGCCGAUAUUUGCGCGAUGCCGACUUGGUAAUAUGCUGACGCCCUUGAGGUGGCGUAUGCUUCUUUGAGCGCCCCAACACCGGCAGGAGGACACUAUUGCUUUUAUUUCAUGACUUGACGACCUCACGACUAGCGUGUACCAUUACCCUAAUAUCGACUAUUCAAGCGUGGUGUUACUUCCAGGUGCGAGUGGUUCCUUUAGCGACGGAAGGGCACGGUAUACCCACGGGAUCAGCAGCGAAUUACGGAUCGUGCAUGCUGUACUUCUUAUACGAUAUGCGCCGGCUCACAUUAUGCACGCAUAGUGUUGGUAGCUGCGCGAAUUGGCCCGGACGGCGUUUCAGCGGCAGUAAUAGCGUUCAGCGACGGGCUUAUCUUUCGUCAGCGACCGUCCUUCUCUUCCGCUAUCUCAAACUCCCCUUUGCCCUUGUGCUUCG